Plectropomus leopardus (leopard coralgrouper) is the source of this 403-nucleotide messenger RNA. The record is from RefSeq and is a predicted model, not a curated record. NCBI's taxonomy places the organism in Eukaryota, Metazoa, Chordata, Actinopteri, Perciformes, Serranidae.
CUCAGCGGAUGGGAAGAGUUUGAUCUCUGUGGGAAUUGAUGAAUUUCACUCCAUCGUCAUCUGGGACUGGAAGAAAGGAGAGAGACUGGCCAAGGCCAGGGGUCACAAAGAGAAGAUCUUUGUAGUGAAGAGUAACCCGUUCAGGAUGGACAAACUGGUGACUGUCGGCAUAAAACACAUCAAGUUCUGGCAACAUUCAGGCGGCGGUCUGACGUUCAAACGGGGGAUUUUUGGGAACCUGGGGAAGCAGGAGACGAUGAUGUCGGCGUGUUACGGUCGGUCGGAGGACCUGGUCUUCUCCGGAGCGACCAAUGGAGACGUUUACAUCUGGAGAGACACAACGCUCAUCAAGACCAUCAAGGCCCAUGACGGCCCCGUCUUCGCCAUGUGCUCCCUGGACAAG